Molecule: messenger RNA, 2036 nt
Organism: Carassius carassius (crucian carp)
Lineage: Eukaryota; Metazoa; Chordata; Actinopteri; Cypriniformes; Cyprinidae
Product: protein disulfide-isomerase TMX3-like
Exons: 16
Coding region: 90-1325 (411 amino acids)
Biological process (GO): peptidyl-cysteine oxidation
Cellular component (GO): endoplasmic reticulum
Molecular function (GO): protein disulfide isomerase activity
Source: RefSeq, a predicted model, not a curated record
CGCUGCUCAGAGCGGCUUUUUCUUCUCUUCUCUUCAGUUCCGCGUUUGCUUCGGUGCAGGACCUCGAUGACACGUUUAAAGUCACCAGGAUGGAGGACGUUUGGCUGGUGGAUUUCUACGCUCCGUGGUGUGGAUACUGUAAGAAGCUGGAGCCGGUCUGGCAGGAGGUGGGAGCGGAGCUGAGCCGCUCGGGGUCACCGGUCCGAGUCGGAAAGAUGGACGCCACGGCAUACUCGGGAGUGGCGUCGGACUUCGGCGUGCGAGGAUAUCCCACCAUUAAACUGCUGAAGGGGGAGCUGGCGUAUAAUUACAAGGGACCAAGAACCAAAGAUGACAUUAUUGAGUUUGCCAACAGAGUGGCUGGGCCAGCCGUGCGGUCGCUGCCCAGCAGACAGAUGUUCGAGCACGUCUUGAAGAGGCACAGUGUGUUGUUUCUUUAUGUCGGAGACGAGUCUCCUCUGAAAGAGAAGUACACCGAGGUGGCGUCGGAGCUCAUUGUGUACACAUAUUUCUUCUCUGCGUCUGAAGAUGUCUUACCAGAGUCUGUGGCUUUGCAUGAAUUGCCUUCAGUGAUCGUCUUCAAAGAUGGAAGCUAUUUCACAUACGAUGAGUAUGAAGACGGCAGCUUGUCGUUCUGGGUGAACCGAGAGCGAUUCCAGAGUUACCUGCCCAUCGAUGGCUUCACGCUCUAUGAGCUGGGAGACACAGGUAAACUUGUGGCAAUCGCCGUCACUGAUGAGAAAGAUCCGACUGAGCGAAGCGGCAGGUUGAAAGGUCUGAUCCAGAGAGUUGCUGCUGAACACAGAGAUCAGUUCAACAGGGAUUUCCAGUUUGGCCACAUGGACGGGAACGACUAUAUCAACAGUCUGAUAAUGGGCGAGGUGUCUGUGCCCAGCAUCAUCAUCCUCAACACCUCAAACGAGCAGUACUUCCUGCCGGCGGAGCCUGUGGAGGAUCUGGAGCAGCUGCUGCGCUUCUUCAGCAGCGUUCUGGACGGCAGCGCUCCGGCGUUCGGAGGAGACGGGAUCUUCCGGAGGAUCAAGCGCGUGCUGUACGAUGCCAGAGCCACUGUAAUGUCAGUGUUCCGCAGCUCUCCGCUGCUCGGCUGUUUUCUCUUCGGUCUGCCGCUAGGCGUCAUCAGUCUCAUGUGCUACGGCAUCUGCACGGCUGAGUCUGACGAUGACACGGAGCUGAUGAAGAGUGAUGAGGAAGAGGAGGGUGAGGAGGAAGAGCAGCCGCAGCUCACGGCCGGAGCAGAGGGAGAGGAGGAUGAGGACAGAGAGAAGAUCCAGCAGAAGAGUACGACUGAAAAAAAGGUGGAUUAAUGAGAAAUGAAGGCCCCAGAGGAGGAAAACAAGGCCUACAAUCUCCUCACUGAGCUUCAUUAGAUUGUUUGCUUUCUUUAUUUUUAUAAUUUCCAUAAAUGUCCGCCAGAUUCAAAGUCAACUUUCACUUGUUUGUGAAAACGUCAGGACCAGUCUUGGAGCUCCACAUGUGACUGUGCUGAGUUACAGAAGCACACAGACACAAACACUGACUCUUCUAAAGUGACAGGUCUUUGUGCUUAUUAAUAAUCAUCACUGUAUUAAUGAAUCAUGUGUGGACUGCGUAGAGACGUGAUAAACGAUCAAUCUCUCACUGGAUACACUUCCUAUUCUCUUUUUUAUGUUUAGGGUGAGAAAGUGCAGUUAUUGUUGCAUCAGACUUGAUCUCUGGAGGAUUGUUUUACAUGAGAUUUGUUAUGUUAUCAAAUCAUACUGAGCGCACAUGAAUGCUUUUCUCCUGCUUGCUGCACUGAUGUGAUCUCACAGAAUGUAGAAGUCUAGUGAAGCUGUUUUAUUUCUCUGUGAAAUGAUGAAGGAAGGCUUGGGUUUUAUCAUAUGCACUGAACACAUUCACACACAGCAGCUUCAGGUUCAGGGUUUGUUUUUUAUUUUUAUUUUUUUAAGUCUCAUUCCUGGAGAAAACAUCAUUGGCGUUCCUUCUGUAGGUCCUACAUUUCACACUAAACAGCAUGUAGGCUCAGUGUAUGUGUU